UCUGGGAGUCAUUCCGAAUAACAGUUAGUAGUUGAGCCCCGGUAACCAAACCGAACGCUCCUCCUGCUGGUUCGUCUAAAUUUUCGCUUCUUUGUUCUUUUUGUGUCUGGUCCAAACCGUUCGACACGGCCCACUGUGGAGAGAGCGAAAGAAGAGCGCUUACCUCGAAAAGUUUUCUUUGACGAGAAAGAGCGGGUCCAGUUCUACUGCGGAUUGACGGCGAGGUCUUUAACUUAAAGCAGCUCCAAACAAACCUAGAAAACUAGUGAGGUCUUUGCAAAGGGCAAAGUGGAUGAGCAGCUCCUCUGUCAUAUUUCAAAGUUUGUUAGACAGCAGCAGACUGUAAAAGUAUUCAGCAUUACAUAAAAGACGCAAAAAAGGCAUGAAUCCUUAAUGAGAACUCCGGGGAGUGAGCAGACUCUCCAGACUUGUGCACUGCGCAAUAAAGUGGGACUGAGUUCCAGGCAGAAAGCUGGAGAGCAAGACGUAUAUGGACUGAUUGGCUGUGUGGACGCUGCCCUGGUGUGAUGCUCAUUUGGUUCUGUUUGAGUGAAAAUGAAACUUUGGGACAGUUUGUCCCAUUGGACCCGAAUUUGGGACAGUUUAACGGCUUUUGCGGUCAAGCUUUAGCCGUGGACAUUUUUUUUCUUCCUCAAACAAGAGGCAGUUGAUGUCGUCGCAUAUCAAUAUGAAAUGGAUUAUUAUCAGUUUGUUUUCUUGGAAAUAAAUUCAGUUAAAGCUUUGAGAGCGGGAAUAUGCAGCCAGUGAAUAUUGAGUAUUGAUCUUACGUGGAUAUAAAGUGCACAAAUUCUCUUUGCUUUUCCUUGAAAACCCUGGUUCGGGGAAUUCUCUCUGCGGGUCACAGUGCGCUCAGAGCUCAAAGAAGAUACGCGGAUGUUCGCUUGGGCGCAGCGUGCAGCGCCGCUGCACAUGGAGCGCUCGGGGCGGCCGCCGCUGAUGUUGCUCGGUCUGCUACUCCAAAUCUGUUCCGCCGUUACCACUGAUCGCAUGAACUCCGACCGGUACGCGGUCUACUGGAACAGCUCCAACCCUAGGUUUUUUCAGGGUGAUUACACAGUGGAGGUGGCAAUCAAUGACUACCUGGAUAUCUACUGUCCUCACUACGAGGCGGCGGAGUCAGCCAUGCACAUGGAGCAUUAUGUGUUGUACAUGGUGAACUAUGACGGAUACAUGUCCUGCGACCACCACAGAAAAGGUUUUAAACGCUGGGAAUGUAACAGACCACAGAGCCCCAAUGGGCCACUCAAGUUCUCUGAGAAGUUUCAGCUCUUUACACCCUUUAGCCUGGGCUUCGAGUUCAGGCCAGGACAUGAGUACUACUAUAUCUCAUCACCGCAUCCAAACUUGGGUAGGAAGCCUUGUCUGAAGCUAAAAAUCUACGUCAAGCCAACAAAUGAUUCGGUGUACGACUCUGCGGAGCCCUUCCUGACUGACGAUACCACUGGUGGCUGCAGCCUUGCUUUGCCGUCUGCCAUGUUGCUCACCCUCCUUCUCAUACUCCUCAUCUCCUAUUCAUAGCAGCUUUCUGAGUCAGACCAAGCACCGCCCCACCGCCGCUACCACUCUGAAGAAAACUUGAUGAAGGAAACUAAUGUAGCUUCCUCUUACUGAACUUUGGCCUUUACCUCAAUAAUACUCAAAGGCUCGAACAAUCAGAGGAGGCAAGAACAGUGGUGGGGGGAGCUUGAGGCUGCAUAUCAACUCUGUGUGGAAUUUCUGGGAUCAUCCCUGCUCUUCUUUUAAUGUUUCUGUCAAGCUGUCAUAUAAAAUUGUGUUACAGAUCUAUAAGUCAGGGCUUUAAAGGAUCUCAUGUUAACAUUUCCAGGUUCCAUCUCUGAAUAUUGGUGCAUAAUGCUUUAUUUUUAAAAACUGUGAGGAUGAUUUAUUGUAUUUACAUCCAACAGCCGCUUCCUGAGUUUUAGACAUUGACUGAGAUUUAUAUCCUGCUUAAGACACUAGAGAUCUUGUCCUGGUGCAUGGUCAAUAGUCCAAGUAAAUACAAGGUCAUAAUGACCAAAACUAGCAAUAUUGCCUUACAAUGAGCCAUGACCUCAGUUUCACAAUCAACUAUUGAUCAGUGGCAUAAGUAUCAAUCACAGCUAUCUAGGAAAAGGCUGCAAAGAGAGCAAUACAAGAUGGUGAAAGAUGUGCUCUUAGGUCUCUUCCUCAGUUGAGCAAUGGUCGCUCACUUUUCACUUUUCAAUGUCCUUGACUACCUGCUCAAGUCUUCCUCUUUGUCCAGGAUGUGCUCAUCCUAGUCUGUCUAGUUCAAUGAAACUGUGCACCUACCCUUGUUGCCACAAUGGUGAUUCUAUCUUUACAGAAUAACACGUGUGUCUUCCUCUUCUUCGUGCUUGUAUUGGAUGUUGGGGGCUUUGCAUUUCUGAGGCAGGCUGCAACUUUCAUCUGAAGUUGCCAACCACAAAAAUUGUUUCACGAUGCAUAUUUUAUCCCUGUUAUUAGUUACACUAGCUGGAUUUGUCUUGCCGUGAAAGCUCAACUCUUUCUUAAGAAUGGCUUUCCCUGCUUGAGAGAGUUGUCUGUCAGAUACAUUCAUCACCCACUAGUCAAAGUGCUCGGUGUGAAUUUAGCAUACAUCUGUCCGUUUCCACCAUGCAGCAAGUAGCUCAGACUUCUGCUGUCUCAUCUGUGACUAUUCAUGCUGUUCUCAUCUAGAAGCUAUCGGUUCCUGGGUUUUGCCUAUUGUGCCUAACUUUUAUAUGAAUGAAAUGGAGAAGAGCUCUGAUAUCCUAUCUUGGAACACGGCUGAGCCUUUGGUCCAGAUAUAAAUGACAAUCUGGUGGACAAACACAUCAAGUUCAUCAGUCUAGAUAUAAAAACGUUACAGGCAAUCAUUGUCAGACUGUGAAAUUACUAAUCCAUACCCAUGCAGUAGUACAAGUUUGACUUUGUUUAUCCGCAUGACCACAAUAUGGGUGUCAUCAGGACAGUACAACAGAGCAAACAUUUUCCCAUACACACAGUGGCCAGGGAAGCUGAAGAACAUCAUAACAAAGAGACCCUGCAUAGAUUUGUUUUUUGUGAUUUGGUGCUAUGGAAUAAAAUAUAACUGAAUUGAUUGUCCCAGUGGAGCAUUUGUCAAAGCUGGCAACAUGCUGACCCAACAAAAACCACUGAUGAACUGGUGUUUGUUAGGAUUGGACAGCUUUUCUUCUUAUUUAUUUAUUUAUUUUCACCACUGUGAAAUCAAACUCUAAAACAUAAUACACCAAAAACGAAACAACCAUUGCUGAACCAAGGAGGGGGCAUAAGAGUAUGUCUUUCACCAUAUUAAAACGCUGUGAUUGCAGCAAUUUCCCAGCUCUGUGGUAGUACUCGUCUGCUUUGAUCAGUGGUAAUGGCAGUUUUCAUAUUAAUGGUGGUACUUGUUUUUGUCAUGUAACUGCACUGUUUAAAGGUUGGGGAAGCCUACAGUUAGCGCAGACUGAAGAAGUCAUUUGUGUUGCAAGGUUUCUUCCACUGAAAACCAUGUGUAGAGAUCAAAAGAAUAAAGUUCCUGGCACUAAAUAUCUUAAUAUCUUGCUGUGCAAGUGGUUUCAAACUAAAGCUGAUAAUUGAAGGAUUUUAGACAAGACACUGGAUAAAAAUCUUGGCAAUAUAGGUAACUUUCUUAUUAUUUAAAUGAAUACUUUCAUCUGUAAUUAAAGUCAUGGUAUUUAGGGAUUAUACAGGUUACAGACAGGCCCCUUAUUUUCCCAGUAAACUCCCAAAAACCAAGCUAUUAACUUAGCUGUAAAUUCUUAGUGUAUUUGCAACAAUGACCCAGACAAUUACUAACUACAAACUGUAAAAGAAAUUGUUUAAGUGUUGAUAACUACACUAUGAAGUAUUGGCUUGUUAUAUUUAAUGCAAUUACAUAUUUUUUGUUGGGACAGUACGCAAUUUUACCUUCCCUGCGAGCAGCACCAUGUGACAGCAGGGAAGACAGAAUCCCUUUAAAGUAGAAGAGCAGUCUUGCAAAAGCUAGAUAUAGGGAGGGGCAGCUUUCUGCCAUAACUUUAUCUUUCAAGAAAAGUGUACAUUUAUUAUGAAAACUUACUGUGAAGUAACGUUAGAUAGGGACUCAUUUUCAGGAACGUAUAUGAGCAAAAUAAGUUACCUUAAAAUCAACCAAAAUGUUAUUGUAUUUUUUUCUACUGUUCUAGGCAGCUGUUGGUUUCUGCACUUGUUGGUAACAAAAUUAAACAUAUUAUGUAACAGAUUUACACAUUUUAAUUUCUGUGUUAAAAUGUACAACUGCAGGUACAGUAUGGAACAUUUCCAAAAUAAAAUGCUCAAGAAAUUACUAGACUAGUGGUACAUAUCUAAAAUUAGAAACAUCUUUUCUCAGAGUGAUGCUGAAAGUCACGUUUAUCACUUCUGUGCUGGACUACUGUAAUUCGUUAUUAUCAGCAUUUCCUAAAAACUCCCUGAAGAGCUUUUAGUUGAUCCAAAAUGCUACAGCAAGAGUACUGACAGGAUAUUUCGCCCAUACUGGCUGCUCUUCAUUGGCUCGGUGUUAAAUCCAGAAUCAAAUUUAAAAUCCUUCUCAUCACAUACAAGGUCUUGUAUAAUUAGUCCCCAUUUUAUUUUAAAGAGCUUUACAGGACUAUAUCACCCCAGCAGAGCACUUCACUCUCAGACUGUGGGCUUAUUUGUAGUUCCCAGGUGCUUGCUCAUAGGCGGUUGACUGAUUGUUGGGUUUAUUCUGGGGUUGGUUAUUGUUAUUCUAGGGCAGGGGUGUCGAACUCCAGGCCUCGAGGGCCGGUGUCCCGCAGGUUUUAGA
Molecule: messenger RNA, 4807 nt
Organism: Haplochromis burtoni (Burton's mouthbrooder)
Lineage: Eukaryota; Metazoa; Chordata; Actinopteri; Cichliformes; Cichlidae
Product: ephrin-A2
Exons: 4
Coding region: 895-1539 (214 amino acids)
Biological process (GO): osteoclast differentiation; ephrin receptor signaling pathway; axon guidance
Cellular component (GO): plasma membrane
Molecular function (GO): ephrin receptor binding
Source: RefSeq, a predicted model, not a curated record